Fusarium keratoplasticum is the source of this 765-nucleotide messenger RNA. RefSeq lists its product as uncharacterized. Lineage: Eukaryota; Fungi; Ascomycota; Sordariomycetes; Hypocreales; Nectriaceae. The transcript has a single exon. Bases 1 to 765 code for a protein of 254 amino acids. The record is from RefSeq and is a predicted model, not a curated record.
AUGUCACUUCCAAAGACCUACCUGAUCACGGGUGCCAACCGCGGUAUUGGCAGAGCACUCGUCUCUAAACUUCUUCUUCGAACCGGCGUCACAGUCGUGGCCACUGCCAGAGACGUCUCAAAGGCGUCCUCCCUGAACGACCUACCCAAAGGAGAGGGCAGCAGGCUGAUCUUGGCCAAGCUUGACUCUCAGGUGGAUACAGACGCCGCAGAUCUUGUCUCACAGCUUCGGGGCAAAUAUGGCGUUUUAUCUCUGGAUGUAGUCAUUGCCAAUGCUGGUAUUGCGCACUCCGGAAGCACGGUCUUCAAUACGACCCCUGAAGCACUUCGCGACCAUGUCAACACAAAUACCAUUGGCCCCAUCACUCUCUUCCAAGCCACCUACCCCUUCCUCAAGGCCAGCAGCACUGGAAACCCCAUUUUCCUUGGCAUAACCACCCUCUUCGGGAGCAUCGGCGGUCAAGACUAUCUCACUAGUGUCCCACCGAUCAUGAGCCCUUAUGGCGCGAGCAAGACAGCUCUCAACUGGCUCAUACAUCGCAUCCAUCGAGAAGAGCCAUGGCUUACCGCCUUUGUUGUACACCCCGGCCUGGUUUUGACCGGCAUGGCAAGCGGACUGCUUUCUCUAGGCGCUGACCCGGCCGCUUUUGGGGCCAUCGACGUCGACACGAGCGUGGUCGGGCUGUUGAAGCUGGUCAAUUCUGCGAGCCGAAAUGAGCACGGAGGGACUUUCCAGAACGUGGAUGGGACUGUGCUACCGUGGUAG